AAGUUAUUCUUCUUUGCGUCAAGUUGUGUAAAGUUGCAGGUAAAAGUGUCUGUGACACUUGUAAGAAACAACGCUUUACUCCGCACAAGCAAUACUUCAGUGGAGGUUAGUUGUUGUGACAAUGGGUCAUAUGCCUUUUGCUUGUGCUGAAUUCUGGGAUACGUCUAGCCCCCUGCGUCUGAAGGCACGCACUGCACGAUUUCAGCCCACAUAAACUUUGGUGUUGCUAUACGUCUUCACAAUUAUGGAGUCAGUGAGACGAUAUCACCUUUCCUUUUUGUGCCGUGUUGUUUUGUUUGCGGUUCUAUGGCAGUUUACCAGAACUGAUUGCCCUGCCGAUGGACGCACCUGGGUGCCUUUUAGAAAUAGCUGCUAUCAUUUUGUACAUGGAGAAGAAGAUACAGCGAAAAGUUAUACUGUUACAGAGGCCAAGAGAUUCUGCCAAGCAAAUGGUACAGGACUUCUGCAGAUCUCUAGUGCAGAAGAAAAUGAAUUCAUCAUUAAAUACAGCCCCAAUGUUUGGAAAGGCAACCUGAAUGUGUGGCUGGGCAUGUCAUAUGAUACCAAAGUGAAGACAUUUCAGUGGUUCGAUCAUACGACUCUAAGCUAUAAGAACUGGGAGGACCGUUCGGACCCGUCACCUGUCGACACCUGCGUGGCCUUGCACCUGAGCACAGGCAUGUGGCUUAAAGUGAGCUGUGCUGACGACCCAGAGCAUGGAGUGGUCUGUCAGGCUCCAGGAGAGGCGUUGGAAGAUUGUCCCAACGAUGGGCAAAAAUGGGUCUCCUCUGGGAUCAAAUGCUACCUUUUUGUCCAGGCAGGAGAGGGAGCAAAGUCAUUCACAUUUGAAGCUGCCAAGGCAUUAUGCAAAGGCCACGAGCUUCUGCAGAUAACCGACGCAGAAGAGAAUCAGUAUAUUGUUGAUUACAGUCCCAAUGUCUGGAAAAGCAACAUCAAUGUGUGGUUGGGCAUGUAUUAUGACACCGAUGCGGAUGAUUUCAGUUGGUUUAACAAUGGAUCGAUGGCCUACAGGAACUUCGAGGACGGCGGCGACGCGCAUGAUGAUGACACCUGUGCGGCCAUGCACCUUACCAGCGGACAGUGGAUGAAAGCGAGCUGCAAGGACAACAUGCAGCACGGCGUGGUCUGCGAAGCUGCGGACAAACCCGUCGAGACAGGGAAAACAAAGGGUAGUCCUUUGAUGUCAGCGCUGGUCAUCCUGAGCGUGGUGGCCAUUUUGGGCAUCUCCGCGGUGCUCUGGUUUGUGCAUCAGAGGAAGAAUCCCGGCUCUUCCAUCCUCACCGCUUUUGAGUACCACCCGCCGUUCCGAUCGGGCGAUGUUGACGAGACAUGCCUGGUGGAGGCGGAGGAGAAUGAUGACCAACCUUAAAAGUGUUGCUUAGACAGAGCUUUUGAACACACAUUUCACUCACUUGAUUCUAUCUUGUAUUGUUUUCAUUUCAUCGUAUUGAGUCACAUUCUCUUGAUGAUAGUGUGAAAACACUAUGAGAUUACUGAAGAUCGUUUGUACAGCUCUGAUUUGCACAGUCCUAAUAUACUUCAAAAGGUCAUGAAGAGACCGGAGUACAUCACACACACAACACACACACACACACACAUAAAACAAACACACACACACACACACAUUGCAUUCUUCACAUGAACAAGAUUUCUCAACCACUAACACUGGGCCUGUGACUCAGUCAGCAGCCAGAUAUAAAAUGUGCCUUAAACCAGUUAGGUCUCACACAUGAAGCAAUACUGCUUUCAGUAUGUGGUUAAAGCCUGUCCUCAAAUGUUUGUGUGAGAACAGGAAGGUAAAUUGGAGCACCCUCAUGACUCUCCCCUUGCUUUCAUAGCACUGCAUCCAAGACAUGUUUCAGCAUGCCACAGAAGGCCACAAUCCAAUCUGCAUCUGUGCUGUUUGCGCAGUCGAGACAUAAUCACAGAAUAGCCUUGAUGACUGCAGUCUAAAUGUUUUCUUUAGUUUAUUUUUUUUUAUUCAGAGUGUUUUUAUCCGCACCUAUAAUCAUUCAUGAUCUUUAGUAGACCGUCCCAUUCUGUGGCCCAUUUUAUUGUGUGUUUGUCUCUGUCACUGCACCUCCCCAACCCCACAGGUCAGUAUCCAGUGUGUUAAAGGAUAGGUGGACCUUGACUUCUGUCAAGGAUUGUGCAAGGGAUGUUUUCCCCAAACAUUUGGGUUGAGGCUUGUGCUCAGGGAAAAAAAAACAACAGCCCAACGCCCUUUGGAAAUGUAAGAAUUGCUAGCCUUUCAUGUUCAAAAGGCUUUGGGGUGUUUGUUCUUGUCUCCAUUUGUUUUCUUGCUGCAAAAAUACUGAUAUAAGCGCUUGCACUGUAGUUACAUGGUUGCUCACAAUUGCAGAAGCUCCUUUACAGCUGUUGCUAAUCUUUGAAACAAAUUGGGGCUCGGGCAUUCUGACACAAUUUCAAUCAUUUUUUUUGCCAUUUGUAUGAUUCGACAGUGUUUUGUAAAUGCUUUUGUGUAAAUGUUUGAAACCUUUUUUUUUUUUCAACUCUAAGGACUUGCUGUUCCCUUGAGGAGUAAUACGGUUCGUCCUGAAAUCCCACUGUGGACUAUUUGAUAAGAACUUCCUUCAGUUCAGUGCUUUUUCUUUAUUGAGCAUGGAAUCCAAGCACUUUUAUUAAAAGCCAAACUAAUUGGUUGACUAUUCCUGUACAAAUUUUGUUCAUGUUUUUUUCCCCUGUUUGUGAACCAAAUGUAAAUCCCUUAUUAUAAAUAAAGCCACUUCAAGGCUGUUUCUGUCAUUUGUCCCAGAGAUGAAUAAAGAAUGGUUUUAGUCA
This is a messenger RNA of Clupea harengus (Atlantic herring), 2823 nucleotides long. RefSeq names its product CD302 molecule (gene cd302). The record is from RefSeq and is a predicted model, not a curated record. NCBI's taxonomy places the organism in Eukaryota, Metazoa, Chordata, Actinopteri, Clupeiformes, Clupeidae.